CGGGCACGCGGCGCUCGCUUUCCUCCAUGCCGGGUAGGUCGGACUUGCUCGCCUGUUCGCUGGUAGCCAGGAGACCGGCGUUGGUUGAAAAUCACCCUCGGCGCCGGCCGUGGCCGUGGGUGAGAUUCGGCGCCCAGAGUCUUCAGGGGCCUCAGCUCGCCGCCCACUACCCGUGUGGGAGGGCAAAACCCAGGCCCCGACAGCCCCGCUGCGGCCACUCGCGCGGUCAGGCUUCUGGCCAGCGGUUCCUGACCCCAUCUUCUCUUCGCAGGACUCCGGAUCGCCCCCCACCUGAGACCGACGUCGCCAGGACCUUGGGGGUGGGCGGGAGGGCUCGGUGAUGCCCGACUUCCAAAUAAAGCUGCCUAGUCCGUCGCGUGUGGAUGUUCUUGGGGUCCCUCCUGUCUGCUUGGAAAAUAGUGCGUGCUGUGGCGGGGCCAGCCCUCGUAGGGCGUCUUUUCCCGGGCUAGCCAAACUGCUUUCGAACACGACAAAGGUGGCAUUUGGGAGGCACGUGACCCCUAAGUAUCAGCCAGGUUGGGACCCCUGGUCUGUCUGCUGUGCCACACCGGAAGGCAGAGUCCUCAGCUAAGCUUCCCAAGUCUCUGGAAUUACAGGCAUGCACCAGAGUGCCCAGCAUUUGGCCACCUAGCCUUAGAUGAACUUCUAUUACACCGGUGCUCAACCUGCAAGAACGUGUAUCUCUAGAUAUUUUCUCAGGUCUGCACAGAUGAUAAACACUGGGAGGGAACUGGCAGGUGCUCUACCACUGAGCCACAACCCCAGCUCUGGAUCAGAGUUUUGAUUGGCCUGAGCUGGACAAUGCCACUGUGAUGUCGGCCCGCACAUGCUGUGAAAUGGAGGCUCCUGAGCCCUGGGCAUCAGUGGAGCUGCCGUCCAGAUACAGAGAUCAUGAGUGGCGGGUAUGAUCUCAACCUCUUUGCCAGCCCUCCUGACUGCAACUUCCUGUGCUCCGUCUGCCAUGGGGUUCUCAAGAGGCCAGUAAGGUUGCCAUGUAGCCACAUCUUCUGCAAAAAGUGCAUCCUCCGGUGGCUAGCCAGACAAAACACCUGUCCAUGCUGCAGGAAAGAGGUGAAGAGGAAAAAGAUGGUCCAUGUAAAUAAACUCCGGAAAACCAUUGGCCGCCUAGAAGUCAAGUGCAAGAACGCUGAGGCUGGCUGUUUGGUGACGUGCCCCCUGGCCCAUCGCAAGGGGCAUCAGGACUCGUGCCCAUUCGAGCUGAUGGCCUGCCCCAACGAAGGCUGCGCUGCACGAGUGCCACGUGGGGACCUAGCUGAGCACCAGCAGCACUGCCAGCAAGGCGGUGAGCAGCUCUGCCUCUUGGGCUGCGGGACCACGCUGGGCCCAGCCGAACGUGCACACCACAACUGCUACCGAGAGCUACGUGAGGCCUGGAGCGAGCGCCAGGAGCGCAGCCGGACUCUGCUGCUAAGCCUGCUGCGGCGCGUGCGCCGGGUGCACCGCACCACCAACCUCAUCCGCCGACAACUGGCCCAACUAGGCAACUUCCUGGAGGAGGAUGAUGCCCUGCUCCUGGGCACCGUGCAGGAGGAGACUGAGGCCACCCCGGUGGGCAGUACUGAGGCUGAGAUGUGGGGGGCACAGGGCCAGCGUGCCUUGUAAAUACAAGGGCAAAUAAACGCGAAGCCCAGGCCGGGCCCAUCUCACCGCUUCUGUGCCUGC
Molecule: messenger RNA, 1704 nt
Organism: Sciurus carolinensis (gray squirrel)
Lineage: Eukaryota; Metazoa; Chordata; Mammalia; Rodentia; Sciuridae
Gene: Rnf151
Product: ring finger protein 151
Exons: 6
Coding region: 913-1644 (243 amino acids)
Biological process (GO): positive regulation of JNK cascade; regulation of canonical NF-kappaB signal transduction; protein K63-linked ubiquitination
Cellular component (GO): plasma membrane signaling receptor complex
Molecular function (GO): zinc ion binding; ubiquitin-protein transferase activity
Source: RefSeq, a predicted model, not a curated record